Molecule: messenger RNA, 5126 nt
Organism: Rhincodon typus (whale shark)
Lineage: Eukaryota; Metazoa; Chordata; Chondrichthyes; Orectolobiformes; Rhincodontidae
Gene: slc12a3
Product: solute carrier family 12 member 3
Exons: 25
Coding region: 1-3027 (1008 amino acids)
Biological process (GO): potassium ion homeostasis; cell volume homeostasis; sodium ion homeostasis
Cellular component (GO): membrane
Molecular function (GO): sodium:potassium:chloride symporter activity
Source: RefSeq, a predicted model, not a curated record
AUGGCAGUUUCUACAGUCUGCGAGAGCCCAGUGGUGGUCCCUAGCCCAGCUGUAGGAGGCAUUACCCAUGGUAGAUUCACCAUCAGUACCCACCUAGGCAAGGAAGAUGACUCCAAAACCAUCUACUGCCUGCCUGAUCCUACCAACGACAGCAUGAGUGUCAGCAGCGUGACCCAGAACAGUACCUUCUGCCUGAGAACCUUUGGCUACAACACCCUUGAUGCAGUGCCCAAUUACCAGCAUUAUUCCAAAACCCAGAUGCCAGAUGAGCACAAGAGGACCAGACCCAGCCUGGCAGAUCUCCGCUGCUACAUGAUGGAAAUGGGACAACAUCCACCCCCAAUGAAUGAGAUUAGACCUGACGAUGAAUGUGGCAAAGAAAGGGAGGUGGGGUUGAGUAACAGUAAGCUUGCAGAAGAACCUGUCCGAUUUGGCUGGAUAAAAGGUGUUAUGAUUCGAUGUAUGUUAAAUAUUUGGGGUGUUAUCUUGUAUUUGCGAUUGUCAUGGAUUACUGCACAAGCAGGAAUAGCUUUAACAUGGUUAAUCAUCAUUAUGUCCGUAAUUGUAACCAGCAUUACAGGUCUGUCCAUAUCAGCAAUAUCUACAAAUGGCAAAGUCAAAUCAGGUGGUACAUAUUUCCUUAUCUCAAGGAGCCUCGGCCCAGAGCUUGGAGGCUCCAUUGGGCUCAUCUUUGCUUUUGCAAAUGCGGUGGCAGUUUCCAUGCACACUGUUGGCUUUGCUGAGACUGUGAAAGAUCUCCUUGUUGAAUACAAUGCAACAAUUAUGGACCCCACAAAUGAUAUACGGAUUAUUGGAGUCAUAACGGUGACCGUGCUACUUGGGAUUUCACUGGCUGGAAUGGAAUGGGAAGCCAAGGCACAGGUUGGCUUCUUCUUUGUGAUCAUGGUUUCCUUUGCAAACUACAUUGUGGGGACGUUUAUCCCAGCAUCGAAAGAAAAGCAGGCCAAAGGCUUUUUCAACUAUAGAGCUGAGAUAUUUGCCCAGAACUUUUUGCCUUGCUGGCAAAGUGACGCGUCCUUUUUUGGCAUGUUUUCCAUUUUCUUUCCCUCUGCAACUGGCAUCCUGGCAGGUGCAAACAUCUCUGGCGACCUGAAGGACCCUGCUGUAGCCAUUCCAAAGGGAACCUUGUCGGCUAUUUUUUGGACAGCUGUUUCCUACCUUGUAAUUUCUGCUACCAUUGGGUCUUGCGUGGUACGUGAUGCCUCUGGUAGUCUGAAUGACACCGUUCUUGUCGGGUCAACAGAUUGUGAGGGCAUUGCCUGUGGUUAUGGCUGGAACUUCACUGAAUGUGCUCAGGCUGGUACAUGUACUUAUGGACUCAUUAAUUACUACCAGACUAUGAGUCUAGUGUCUGGAUUUGCCCCUUUGAUUACAGCCGGAAUCUUUGGAGCUACCCUUUCCUCUGCACUUGCCUGCCUUGUGUCUGCACCCAAAGUCUUCCAGUGUCUGUGCCAGGACAAUCUUUAUCCUGGUAUUGGUUUCUUUGGGAAGGGUUAUGGGAAGAACAAUGAGCCCAUUUACAGUUAUCUCCUCACUUACGCCAUUGCUAUUGGUUUCAUUCUCAUAGCGGAACUGAAUAUGAUUGCUCCAAUGAUCUCCAACUUCUUCUUGUGCUCCUAUGCACUCAUCAAUUUUAGCUGCUUCCAUGCUUCAGUUACCAAUUCUCCAGGUUGGAGACCUUCAUUCAGAUAUUACAACAAGUGGGCCUCCCUGUUCUGUGCAGUAGUUUCCGUGGUUAUCAUGUUUUUACUAACGUGGUGGGCGGCCCUCAUUGCUAUUGGCAUUGUUGCUGUCCUCCUGGCAUAUGCAUUGUACAAAAAGCCUGCUGUAAAUUGGGGGUCAUCAGUUCAAGCUGGUUCCUAUAAAAUGGCAUUGGCCUAUUCAAUGGGACUUAAUGAAGUGGAAGAUCACAUUAAAAAUUACAGGCCUCAGUGCUUGGUUCUUACUGGUCCUCCUAACUUUCGUCCAGCACUGGUAGAUAUUGUGGGGGCGUUCACCAAAAACCACAGUCUGAUGGUGUGCGGGAAUGUGCUAAUCGGUCCUCAUAAGGAAAAGGUGCCUGGGGUAACCUCAAAUGGACACACCAAGUGGCUGACAAAGAGGAAGAUCAAAUCUUUUUAUGCAGGUGUGGCUGCAGAUGAUUUACGAAGUGGAACGCAAAUGCUAAUGCAGGCUGUAGGUCUUGGGAGGAUGAAGCCUAACGUGCUGGUGAUGGGAUUUAAAAGGAAUUGGCAAUCUGAUCACCCCCAGAAUGUGGAUAAUUACAUUGGCAUUAUCUAUGACUCUUUUGACUUGAAUUAUGGUGUAUGUAUGAUGAGAAUGAAGCAGGGCUUCAAUAUUUCAAGAAUGAUGCAAGCACAUGUGGACUCCAGUACUGUCGUCGCUCAACAGGCUAGUACCAUUUUCCAAUCGGAGCAAGGCAAAAAGACCAUUGACAUCUACUGGCUCUUUGAUGACGGAGGCCUCACUCUCUUAAUCCCAUAUUUGCUCACGCGCAAGAAGAGGUGGCGCAAUUGCAAGGUUCGUGUAUUUGUGGGAGGUCAGAUUAAUCGUAUGGAUGAGGAGAGAAAGGCGAUGAUUACUCUCUUGAACAAAUUCCGCCUUGGUUUCCACGAGGUCCACGUCCUGCCAGACAUCAAUGAGAACCCGCGUCCUGAACACUUAAAGAGAUUUGAAGAUCUGAUUGCUCCCUUCAGACUGAAUGAUGGCUUCAAGGAUGAAGCUAUUGUUAAGGACCUGAGGAAAGAUUGUCCUUGGAAGAUCUCAGAUGAGGAGAUUAAGAACAGCAGGACAAAAUCACUCCGGCAAGUGAGAUUAAACGAGAUCUUGUUGGACUACUCCCGUGAUGCUGCACUUAUAGUUGUUACAAUGCCAGUCGCAAGGAAGGAUAAAUGCCCGAGCACAUUGUACCUGGCAUGGCUGGAGACCCUUUCUCAGGACCUCCGUCCCCCUGUCGUCCUCAUCCGAGGAAACCAAGAAAAUGUCCUGACUUUCUACUGUCAGUAACACUGGCUCAAAGACUGAUCAUUCAUUCAUGUUAACACACUUGAACUAAGUAUUUGCACCAACAAUUAACAGCAAAAUCAUGAGCAUUUUUUGGAAAUUUAUCGGUAAAGCUGUAUCGAGUUUUGUAUGUCUGUAAGUUUAGGAUUUGAAAGUACAAAAUAGGCGACUUGGAAUUAAGAGCAACAUGAAAAGUUACAGUGAAGGGAGAAGAUGGUUUCAUGAAUUGGAGAAUUUCCUAAAGUGUAAAAUCUUACCCGAUAUGAUUGUGACAAAGGUACACGUAUCUCCACAUCCUUCUCAUAGUGGUUGACCACAUCCUCCUCCAGGACAGCUCUCCAUUGUCAUUGAGCUGCGUAGGACUCCUUUGAUCUUAUUCUAUCCUUAGCUAUCUAAGCAUAGCCAGGGUAUCACUAACAAAUUCAUCCCUAGUCAUUUUUUCUCCUCUCUCCAAAGAUCUGUUCUUGGCUCCCACCUAUUUCCCAUCUACAUGCAGCCUCUCUGUGACAUCAUCUGAGACUACAGUGUUAACGUUUGCAAACAUUGACACCCAACUCCAACCCUACCACCUCUGUCGACUCUUCUGCUGUUGCUAAAUUAUCAAACUGCUGAUUUGACAUCCAGUAUUGGAUAAACAGAAGUUUUCUUCAAUGAAAUAUUGUGAAAUGUGAAGCUGUUGUUUUCGAUUCCCACUCCAUUUUCUAGUUGCCAAUUCCAACCCUAUCUCUAGAACAGUGUGAGAUGAGUUCAAUCUGCUCAUAAGCUUUGCAUCACAUCUGAGUUGAAGCUGAGUUUCUGACCUCAUAUUCACACUAAGACUGUCUAUUUGAAUCUGAAUGAUAUUGUUAGACUUUCCCUGUUUUGCUUACUUGCUGCUGAAACACAGAUCCUUGCAUUUGUUACCUCUAAACCUGCCUAUUCCAAUACACUCCUGGAUUACAUCCCAUAUUCUACUCUUCAUAAGCUUAAGGUCAUCUAUAAACUCCUAUGUCAGUCUCUUAACUUGCAGCAAGUACCAUUUUGUUAUUACCCCUGUGCUCGCUGAUGCACAGAAUUCUCAGCUUUGUUUUCAAACUCCUCUAUGACUUUGUUAGUUCCUAUCUCCUCCUGCUCCAUAACUUCUGUGAUAUCUUUACUUAUUUAAUUCUGAUCGCUUGAGCAUCUCCAUCAAUAUCAUGCCUUGGCUUGCUUAGAAUCUGAGCUGUGGCAUUCUGUCCCUACAUCUCUCACUUACUUUGCUACCUUUAACCUAUCUCUAUAACCAAGCUUUUAUUCACCUGACUUAAUAUAACCUUAUUGAUUAGUUUCAUUCUUAUUUGAUAAUGCUCCUGUGAAGUGCCUUAGGAUGUUUUGACAUGUUAAAGGUGCUACACAUAUUACAACAACUUGGAUUUCUUUUCACCAAAGUAGUAAUAUUAAUGCAAUAAAGGAAAAGUCAACUUAGAAUGAAUAUUGAUAUAUAUGAUACACCAUGCAAUUAAACUUAGUCGCGUUGCUCACCGCAAUAUCCAUUGUAAAGCAUUGGAUAAUUUGAAUAUAUUAUGCUGUCAAGUGUGUUUAUCAUGGAUUCAAGAGAGACUCUUCAGAGAAAGAAACUAGAAAAAGCAGGGUAUGACAUGUAAAAAAAAGUGUUGAGACUGUCCUGCGGAACUCUGCCUUAUCCAAAAUACUCGGACACCAAUUGUUUAAACAACUAAGAUGACAGCAGUCCUUAGUGGUGUGUCAUGUUGUUAAGUGUGGUGCAGCAGGAGUGGUGGGGUGCACUUCUGAGCUGUGAUUUCCUAUACCAUCAGCUCCUGAUCUUGUCAAGAUGCACAAUUCGUAACAGGAAGACAGGAUUAGAGCUGAAGAUCCUUGAAAGAAGAUUCCUGGAACUGAAGGAGAUUUAAUCAGCAGGUCACCACUUUGGGAAGUGAUGCACAAUUUGAUAGCAAUCCACAAGAUGGCUACUGAAUCAAUAGUUUUGAUUUUGAAGACCUAGAGCUUAAAAGUAGAUAAAAUUCAGAUCAUUGAUUAUGCUCUUCUUAGACAUGUAACCUUUUGAUAACAUUGCCCGAGGAGUGGGUUCAUGAUUGAUUGCAGUAAAUAAAUUGAUAAAUUUA